UCACCACCGUCUCUCUUGCUCCCGCCCCUGCCCUCGCCGUCGUCGACGAUGACUGCCUCUGGUCCACGGAUUUCGUCGAUCCAGAAGAGGCUCUAUACUGUUCUUCCGCGCGGAGCCGCCACAGCGGCGAGCUCGCCCUCUUCCCCACCCUCAUCUUCCCGCGUGCCCCGCGUUCGUUCCAAUUCUGCCUCGGCCUCGUCGUCCAGAUCGCUCUACACCGCGUCUCAGUCGUCCCUCUCAGGUCUCGCCUUCUUCGACGCCCCACCAGCACCCCCUGCAUCCUCUCGUCCUGGCAAUCCCAUUGUCCUUUCUACUCCCCGUCUCCCCAUACAGGCAAAAGCAGAGGCCGAAGCCCCUCCACAUGGCCCCUCAUCACCCAGCCAUGCAUCAAAUUCAUCUCAUUCUUCCUCAAACGGAACCGGUCCGCCUCCGUCUUCAAUAGCCCUUACUUCACCCCAUUCAAAUCCGUCCAGUCAACCACCCGCAAUUCCCUCUUCGUCGCACCAUAAUCCCCCCAAUUUCUUCCCAUAUGCCAACUUCUCCACCACGGGCGCAGACCCGUACGAUCCUUCCUUUGACUCACAUCCACCCGGGGCAACCCCCCAAGGCGCCAAACGCACCGGCAGGCAUCGCUACCACUUCGAUGUUGGCGCGUACGGAAUUCCUAAAAACACCAGAGGCUCCGUUGUCUCUGGGAGGGACGGUCGUGGCACGGCCGCUCACUGGGCUUCCUCUUCGCCCGCUUCUCGUACCACGGACGGCCUUGACCUAGCUGUUCAGGUCGGUGAAGAUGCUUAUUUCGUCAGGGAAAAUGCGAUGGGUGUAGCGGACGGUGUUGGUGGCUGGUCGCGAUCGAAACUUCCCUCCAGGGUCCCCUCAGACCCAUCGCCCUCUGCAUUAUUUGCGCGCCGUCUAAUGCACUUCUGUUCCUCCGAGAUUUCGACCGCGUGUUCAUGUCCAGAGAUCGGUCCUACACCGCCAACCUCCAUUUACUUUCAUGAGCCAGCUUUGUCAACACCCUUCUUCCCUAACAUCUCGAAUUAUGGUGCUCCGUGGAAUACUCCUGCGCCACCAGUGGCCGUCUCCGACCUACAAGCUGUCCAGGAAGAAGACGAUACCCUCGACGAUUUGGAGGAAGGCCUCGAUGUGCUCAUGAUCCUCGAGCGAGCCUAUGAGCAGGCCCUGAAGGCUCAUGUCAUUCCUCCAGCCUCGACUUCGCCACCAUCGAGCCGAUCGCACACACCACAAGACCCAGAACCUCUCAUGACCGGUUCUUCGACUGCCCUCCUCGCUGUUCUUGACUCUGCACCUCCUGCAUCCCUUCCCACACCUGCGCCAUCUGUCACGAUCCAGCCGUCUAGUACGGUGCCCACGCCGUCUUCGGCACAGGGAGUGCCAACACCGGCAUCUCCCUCAACGGCAAGAUCGGACGAUGCUGACUGCGAUGCGGUCAUCCGGAUUGCUCAUCUAGGGGAUUGCAUGGGCAUGCUGGUCCGCGAUGACGAGAUUGUAUGGCGGAGUGAAGAGAUGUGGUGGAGUUUCAACACACCUCUACAGCUCGGCCCAGCCUCGAGGACGCCACCUUCAUCCGCUCAAGUAAUUACACUACCGGUCCGAGCAGACGAUAUCCUCAUCCUGGCCUCGGACGGAUUGAGCGAUAACCUCUGGGACGAAGACGUCCUCGACGAAGUUAGCCGCUUCCGCAAGGCGUUUCUUGCCCCUUCGACCAAACGUACUCGUGAGACGUCGGAGUCCGGAUUACCUGCCUCAGUGACAUCGCGGACGGCUGGUUUGUUGGGGAGGAGGACUUUGGCAGGGAUGUUGAGUGAGGCGUUGUGUUCAAGAGCUAGAAAGGUUUCGGAAGCGAAGGGUGGGAAGAGUGCAAAGUUGGAUGCGCAGUGCUUCAAGGACCAGACAUCGGCCAUCCUCGAGGAAGAGGUGCCGUUUGCAAGGAGAGCCAGGGAGGAGGGCAGGACGUUCCGAGGAGGCAAGACUGAUGAUAUCUCGGUACUAGUCGCCGUGAUUUCACCAGCGGAGUCGUGAUGACCAGACUCAUUGAAGUCGAGAGAGCCCACACUAGAUGACUCUUCAGGAACUUGCAUAUCACCGGUGGACUCCGCUCUCUCUCUAUAUAUUUUUUUUCGUUUCUCCAUGUACUUUCCGUUACACCGUCCACAAUCAGGCUCAAAAACUCCGCGUAGCGAUCCCAGCGGACAGCCUUUCUCUUUUGUUUUUGUUUUGUGUUGUCUGAUUCAUUCUUCGUCUCCUCGUCUCGUCUCCUCUUUACCUCUCCCGGUUAUCGCGAUUUGCAUACGAGCCACGAUGGUCCGCGCUACACAAUCAUUGUCCACGACCUGUACACGUCACCCUGUCACAUCCAACGUCCUCUAACUUUACAUCUAUCAUUACAGUCAUAUCUCACUACCGUUUGUCUCUCGGCCUAUGUCUCUUCUCUGUUACGCUACUUUGCUCAUUUUACAGUCUGUACAACAUCUCGUGUCGCAUAUGCAUCUCCUUCCUC
Stereum hirsutum FP-91666 SS1 is the source of this 2521-nucleotide messenger RNA. RefSeq lists its product as uncharacterized. Lineage: Eukaryota; Fungi; Basidiomycota; Agaricomycetes; Russulales; Stereaceae. Bases 49 to 2043 code for a protein of 664 amino acids. The transcript is spliced from 4 exons. The record is from RefSeq and is a predicted model, not a curated record.